AGAAUAGAACAGAAAAUCGUUAUGCGAAAACUGAAAGCAAUACACACACAGAGAGCGAUCAGAGGCAAAUCAGAGAUCGAAAUCGAAGUGUUCAUUGCUUCUUCUCCUUCUUCUUCUUCCGGGGAAUCAAAGCUUUGAAUCAGUGCCCUCACGUAUAUUGGGUGGUACGGUGUCUCUGGCGUCGCUCGCAAUGGCGACGACCAACUUUUCCGCAUGUCCGGCACCAAUGAAGGCCGUGUCCAACGGGGCCUUCCAACAUGAAAACCCCCUAGACUAUGCGCUUCCUUUGUUGAUCCUCCAGAUAUGCUUGGUGGUCACGUUCACCAGAUGCAUUGCAUUCAUUUGCAAACCCCUCAGGCAACCCAGAGUCAUUGCAGAGAUCAUUGGAGGAAUACUACUGGGGCCAUCUGCAAUUGGACGAAGUGAGAAAUUCUUGGACACAGUUUUCCCAAAGAAGAGCUUAACUGUCCUUGACACACUAGCCAACAUUGGCCUCUUGUUCUUCUUGUUUCUGGUGGGUCUUGAGCUUGACAUGCGUUCCAUCAAGCGCACUGGUCGCAAGGCCUUGUGCAUUGCCUUGUGUGGGAUCUCUGUCCCUUUUGUUUUAGGCAUAGGCACAUCGGUUGUCCUCCGAAAAACCAUAUGCAAAGGCGUUGAGCCUAUCGCCUUCCUCGUCUUCAUGGGAGUCGCGCUCUCCAUCACUGCCUUCCCUGUCCUGGCUAGGAUCCUAGCUGAGCUCAAACUCCUCACUACAGAUGUCGGCCGCAUGGCGAUGUCAGCCGCUGCUGUCAACGAUGUUGCCGCCUGGAUCCUCCUUGCACUGGCAAUAGCCCUGUCUGGCUCCAACUCAUCACCUUUGGUUUCUCUCUGGGUGUUGCUAUCUGGUGCUGCUUUCAUCGUUUUCGCGGUCUUCGUCAUUAGACCUGUGCUUGGAGCUAUGGCGCGGCGUUCCCCUGAGGGUGAACCGGUGAAGGAGCUCUACAUUUGCAUCACAUUGACACUAGUUUUGGCUUGUAGUUUUGUCACUGAUACUAUUGGAAUCCAUGCCCUCUUUGGAGCUUUUGUGGUUGGUAUAAUCAUGCCUAAAGAUGGUCCCUUUGCUGGUGUGUUGAUUGAGAAGAUUGAAGACUUGGUUUCUGGUCUCUUUUUGCCACUCUAUUUUGCAUCUAGUGGAUUGAAGACCAAUGUGGCCACCAUCAGUGGAGGACUUUCCUGGGCACUACUAGCACUUGUUAUCUUCAAUGCUUGCUUUGGAAAGAUCAUUGGCACAGUUGUUGUUUCAUUGUUAUGCAAGGUUCCUGUUAGAGAAUCCCUUGCACUUGGAUUUCUCAUGAACACCAAGGGGUUGGUUGAACUUAUUGUUCUCAACAUUGGAAAGGAUCGCAAGGUACUGAAUGACCAAGCAUUUGCAAUUUGUGUUCUCAUGGCAUUGUUUACCACCUUCAUCACCACCCCAAUUGUGGUAGCUGUGUAUAAACCUGCACGCAAAGGAGCACCUUACAAGCACAAGACAAUUCAGCGCAAGGAUCCUGAGUCCGAGCUCAGAGUGCUAGCAUGCUUCCACAGCACCCGCAACAUCCCCACAUUGAUCAACCUCAUCGAAUCUUCCCGUGGAACCAGAAAGCGCGGUAGGCUCUGCAUAUAUGCAAUGCACUUGAUGGAACUCUCAGAGCGACCUUCAGCCAUCACAAUGGUUCACAAGGCGCGCAACAACGGCAUGCCCUUCUGGAACAAGAAGCAGAAUGAUGAGGAUCAAAUGGUGAUUGCUUUCCAGACUUAUGGAAAAUUGAGCAGUGUCAAUGUUCGCCCCAUGACAGCCAUAUCAGCUCUCAACACCAUCCAUGAGGAUAUCUGCACUAGCGCUCACCAGAAGCGCGCUGCUAUGAUUCUCCUCCCAUUCCACAAGCACCAGCGUAUGGAUGGAACAAUGGAGUCACUAGGACACUCAUUCCAUGUGAUCAAUGAGCUUGUCCUGAGCCACGCUCCUUGCUCGGUCGGAAUUCUGGUUGAUCGCGGUCUCGGAGGUACAAGCCAAGUCCAAGCUAGUGAACUUUCCUUGCAGGUUGUUGUGCCUUUCUUCGGAGGACGCGAUGACAAUGAAGCGCUUUCUUACGCGAUGAGAAUGGCUGAGCAUCCUGGGAUUAUUCUCACUGUGGUGAAGUUUGUGGCUGUGCCUGGGAAGACAUUGGCUUUUGGUGCUAAAUUGGUUGGGGUAACAUCAGACAAGAACCAAAAGGUAGCAAUAGAGGAGCUUGAUGGAAGUAGCCAUGAUGGUAAUAAACAACAACAGGAUGAACAAUUGUGGAAUGAGUUGUUGAGUGCAAGCAGCAACAACAAUGAGUCAAUUAAGUAUGAGGAGAGGCUUGUGGAAAGCAAAGGGGAUAUUGAGACAGCAUUGAAGGAAAUGAGCAGGAGCAAUCUGAUUGUUGUUGGUAGAAUGCCACCAGUAGCACCUUUGACUAACAGAAGUGAUUGUCCUGAGCUUGGACCUGUGGGAAGCUACAUGGCUUCUUGUGAUUUCUCCACUACUGCUUCAGUUUUGGUUAUUCAGCAGUAUAACCCCACAACCGAUAUUCAUCCACUGGUGAUGGAGGAAUCUGAUAUCCCAGAAGUGCCUGACACACCAAGGCAUUAUUAAUGUGUGGAUCAAAUUCAUUGAAAUUAGACAAGGUCAAAACAUUGAAUUGAGUUGAAACAAACAGAUGAAAGAAACAUCAGUUUUAUCCUAUUUUAUAGCAUUGAAAUUA
This is a messenger RNA of Lotus japonicus, 2747 nucleotides long. RefSeq names its product cation/H(+) antiporter 19-like. Gene Ontology annotation, molecular function: antiporter activity. Gene Ontology annotation, biological process: regulation of pH; proton transmembrane transport. The transcript has 4 exons. The coding region runs from base 191 to 2638 and encodes 815 amino acids. NCBI's taxonomy places the organism in Eukaryota, Viridiplantae, Streptophyta, Magnoliopsida, Fabales, Fabaceae. Gene Ontology annotation, cellular component: endomembrane system; membrane. The record is from RefSeq and is a predicted model, not a curated record.